Eupeodes corollae is the source of this 2644-nucleotide messenger RNA. RefSeq names its product kelch-like protein 5. NCBI's taxonomy places the organism in Eukaryota, Metazoa, Arthropoda, Insecta, Diptera, Syrphidae. Bases 803 to 2494 code for a protein of 563 amino acids. Gene Ontology annotation, molecular function: protein binding. The record is from RefSeq and is a predicted model, not a curated record. The transcript has 3 exons.
UUUUUUUUUUUCAUAUUUCUGGGAACUAAUUAAAAUCUAAAUUUAUAAUAUUUUCAAACCAGACGCAAAUAAAAACGUUUUCAAACAUGCGAAAUCUUAAGCUGGCCAUAUAUGCGUAAACAAGUUUUUUUAAAGAUAAAAUAAACAAAAAACAAUAAUGAAGUUCUAAAAGUUUCCGCUGAAACUACCAAAAGGCUCGCAGCAUUAAGGAAUAGAUGACAUCAAUACAAAUCAAUGAAAUUAAAUUUAUGAACCUAUCUAUCGGGAAAUAAUUACUUUAAAGAAAAUUCAACUGCUCAAUUAUUUUUUGCUUAAAAUGUAGUUUUGCAGACGGAAACUGAUUUCCCUGAACUACUGUUUUUAUUAUACCUAUCCUAAAAUAAGAUCGAAUAGUCUCCAAUUUAUACAAUUACACUGACGCAUUUCUGUGAAAAAAAGUCCAAUGAAGAAACUUGUCAAAAAUUUUCAAUGAUAAGUUUCCAAGACGAAAGCCAACAUGUUACCUGUAGCUAACACCCUUACGAAAAUCUAACUUGCGAGUGUAAGCCCAGCGUAAUUUCAGUGAUUCAUUUUUGCAACGACCUUUUCGCUGAAUUGCGCCUUUCGAGAAUGUAUGUCACUGAAUGGCAAAUUUUAAUGUAACCGCUAUCUGCAAAAACACUUAUAUUAUAUAAUUAAACUAUUAGAGUGUUUUUGAUUCCUUAAACAAACGCGGCGUUCUCGAUCAAACUGGAGGGAUUCCCCAAUUAUUUACUUAAUUUCAAUUUUUAAAUAAAAUACGAAAGUAGCGAAAUCUUUUAAUAUGUCCACCAAUGAUCUGGAACCAAUUGAUUCUGAGAAUUCAGAAAAAACAACACUCUUUGAAUGUUCAGAAAUCCCAACAAGAAUAUCACAACACAUUCGAGGUCUCAUCAAAAGCAGAGAAUUUUCAGAUCUCAUUCUGAUCGGAAGCGACGGCAUCAAAAUUCCAACUCAUCGUAUAAUAUUAUGUGCUGCCAGCCAAUUCUUUUUUGAUUCUUUGAACACGAUGCCUUUGCCUAACUUAAAAGAACCAACAGAAAUCGAAAGUUCCACUUUGGAGUUAGUCCUUCAAUUUAUGUACACGGGUUCUAUAGUAUUUUGCCACGAAAUUGCCAGAGACGUACUUAGAGCUGCUACGUGUUUCAAAAUGAAAUCACUGAUUGGUCUUGGUUUGGAAUUCUUGGUGCAAGGGCUCAACUGCAGCAAUUGCUUAAGCACAACUUUGUUUGCAAAGGAACAUGACUAUAUGGAUCUCUAUAAGAAAUCCUUUUCCUUUGCUUGCAUUCAUUUUGAAGAGAUUUGCUUUGCGAUUGACUUCCUAAACCUGGACGAACAAAUGGUGGAUUGUAUUCUCUCUAGCGAUAAGGUUGUCGUCUUUUCUGAAGAGGUAAUCGUACGGUCACUGUUGAUGUGGCUUGAGCAUGACAGAAAGAACCGUGAAAAAAACUGGAAGAAGCGUCUCUUAAAUGUGCGUUAUCAAUUUCUGACACUUGAGUUCUUAUUAGAGCACAACAAUAGCUUAUGCAUAAACUUGGAUUGUCAUAAGAUUGUUUUUGCAUGGCUUCAACAAAAUAUGUUGCCAAAAAAACGAAAAGGGUUAGCCAAGUCAAGGAAGGGCUAUCGUACUUCAAAAUUGUAUAUGAUCACUGGGUUCCAUCUGGAUUGUUUGAAAGUUCAAACAUACUACCCAGAGUUCAAUACUUGGACUUCUAAAACCAUUGAAUCCACAUGGAAUAAAUUAUUUCGCGUAGGAACAGUUGUUAAAAACGGGAUAGUGUAUAUUGUUGGAGGAAUUUCAGGGGACCAUAUCCGAUCAAAUGAAAUAAAAUGUUUUAAUAUUGAAACGGAGGAAACUUGGUUAUUGCCCCCAAUGAAGUAUUCUCGAGCAGGUACUGGAGUUGCAAUAUCAAAUAACUAUUUAUUUGUUUUCGGUGGCUGCGGUCUUGUUGGAGAUAAGAUAAAUGAUCUUAAAUCGAUGGAGAGGUAUGAUUUUUCAGAGCAAAAAUGGCAAAACGCUGCGCCAAUGCUAAAACGAUUUAGUAAUAGUAGCAAAGGAGCAAUAUUAAAUGAUUUCUUGUAUGUUGUUGAACCAGACAUUACGCAAUGUUAUAGUAUAAAAACCAAUGAAUGGUGUUCGAAAGCAACGAAACGAAUUGAAAGUUUUUACUUUGGUUUGGUAUGUUGCGGUGCAUAUCUGUUCGCUGUUGGAGGGUUUCUACCAAAUGGACAGGAAACAAAUAUAAUUGAACGUUACAAUCCCUUAUCAGACACUUGGGAAACUAUUACAAAGUUAAGCUCACCUCUUAACCAAUUGAAUUGUCUCACAUUCAAUAAUACAUUCCUUGUCGUUGACGUUGUACAUAAUAAUGAAGGGGUAAAUGAGGUGAAACAAUACGAUAUUGACACAAAUGAGUGGAAAAGUUUGGCUCCAAUAUUAUGCCAAUAUUUAAAUAUUAAAAAAAUUAUACAAUGAACUAUUACAAUUUCAUCCGUAUUCUUUAUUUAGCCCCAUAACAGUUUCGGUUGAAUUUGUGAUAGGCCUUAUUAUUACAUAAAUUUUGGUAUUACUUAAUUUCUCAAUUAUUCUCUUAGACUUAUACAAAAUAAACUAUGGAUUUUACUG